UCUGUGCGCGUCUGAUUGAACCAUGCAGGAUCAUGUGGUGUGUGUCGCCGCUGUCACCGUGCUCGGAGUGCUGGAGCAAGCGUACUUUUCCCUGCAGGUGAUCAACGCCAGGCGCAAGUUCUCGGUCUCUCCUCCGGCCACUACAGGACCCCCCGAUUUCGAGAGGGUCUUCCGAGCACAGGUGAACUGUUCUGAAUAUUUCCCCCUGUUUGUGAUCACACUUUGGGUGGCCGGACUUUUCUUCAGCCAAGGUGUCUCUGCGCUCCUCGGGCUGCUCUACCUUUAUGGACGAUAUCAAUAUUUUCAUGCCUAUUCCAAAUCUGCACAAGGAAGACUGGCUCCCCUGUAUUUUUCGGCUAAGGUGCAGUGGGUGCUGAUCGGCCUGUCGGGCCUCGGCGUGUUCUGCUCUCUGUGUCGGCUGUAUCUGGGAGUGGAUCUGUACGUUGCUGUGUGGGAGGUGCUGGGCCUCAAUCAGCUGGAAUAACCGAAUCCUGAAGCGGCGCAGCCAGCAGUACUAGCAGCUACGUCUGGCGUUUACAAGCUUCCUGUCAUGUCACGUUUAGCAGGACUGGAAACGACGUCCUGUCCAUCACUGUUUGGAGCUGUGAGCAAACUAAUUUAUUGUAGGAGGAAUUUAAUAAAGGGGAUAAACACGCA
Trichomycterus rosablanca is the source of this 657-nucleotide messenger RNA. RefSeq names its product leukotriene C4 synthase (gene ltc4s). Gene Ontology annotation, molecular function: enzyme activator activity; glutathione transferase activity; leukotriene-C4 synthase activity. NCBI's taxonomy places the organism in Eukaryota, Metazoa, Chordata, Actinopteri, Siluriformes, Trichomycteridae. The transcript is spliced from 5 exons. Bases 23 to 484 code for a protein of 153 amino acids. The record is from RefSeq and is a predicted model, not a curated record. Gene Ontology annotation, cellular component: membrane; endoplasmic reticulum; nuclear envelope. Gene Ontology annotation, biological process: leukotriene biosynthetic process.